GCUCUGCCCCUCCCGGGUCCCCGACCCGGCACCAGCCUCGGUGCUGCGUGUCGCCCGACCGCGGUGACCGGCCCUACGCCCCGCCCCUGCCGGUGGCCUGCGGCCGCGGCCGCCCGGCCUCGAGGAAGACACAUGUUCACUUAUUUACACGCUCGGUGGCGUGGGAGGCACCGUGGCCGACCCGGGCAGACCCGGGCGUCCCUUCCCCGGGCCCACCGUCUGAUGGAGAGGGAGCACAGAAUGAGAUCGACAGAUCCGUAGAAUUCUAGCUACAGAGGAACAAGUUAGAGGCCGGUGGUUUUGUUUGACACAAGGUCUCCCCAUGUGUAGAAUUCUCGAUCCUCGUGUCUCCGCCUUCGGAGUAGCUGGGGUCACUGGCUGGCCCUCUCGUAGCCUUCGGUGAUAUUGUGAAUAUUUAUUUUAAUGAGAAAAUCUUGACUUAGGACAGGGAAGUCUCUCUCUUUUUUUUAAAUGAACUGACUGAGACGCGGUCUAAGGUCUGUUAUCCAUGACAGAAGGGAGGGAGACCUUCGAAGCAGAUAGAAUAAUCACCGAAGGCGGCUUUGACUCGGGGAGGCCUGGAAUGAUUUGCAGCCGGACCCCGACCCAGACCAGGAAGGCAAUCUGCAUCAUGUGGUUACUAACUGCUCUUCAUUUACCUAUUGAUGCCUCCCAAAAAGAGACUCCAAAGACAGUCCCGCAAAGCCCAGCUGCUAUUCCACCAGCAGCCACUGGAGGGCCGCAAACACCAUUAUGAAUCUCUCCAGCAGCCCAUUACCCACACGGUACAGGUGCCCAGCAAGCCCAUUGAUCAGGGCACCAUCACAUCCUGGGUAUUACCUCAGUUUGAUACAAAAGCCGAAAGCCAGUUUCCAGCACACCGGAAACAUCGUCCUCGAGAACAGGCAAGACACUUAACUCGGAGAUCUGCCUGUAAAUUCCCACGUCUAACCUUUGAGAGUCCACUGUCUUCCACUUCAGAGACACUGUUGAUACCCUUGAACAGAGAAGAGCCCUGUCAAGCUGAAAAGGACACUCCCAGAAGGCCUUUAGUGCCACUGCUCAGUCCCCAGAGCUGUGGGGACCUGUCAGUACCUGCACUUCAAAGCUUAUCCCACGUGCUCAUGCCCCCUGAUAUCCAGACCCCGGGAUCAUCUGUGAGAGAAGAUCCUGUUUCCCCAGAUCAGAAGGAAAACGGCCUCCCAGGAUGCAUCCUUGGCCCUACAACUCCCAACAGCCCAGAGCCUGGGCCUGUUCUGGUCAAGGACACCCCUGAGGAGAAGUAUGGGAUAAAGGUCACAUGGAGACGCAGAAGGCACCUGUUUGCUUACCUCAAGGAGAAAGGGAAGCUGGACAAGAGCCAGUUCCUUGUGAAGAUCUGACUGUCACAGACUUGAGUGUUCAUCUCAGAGCUGCUGAUGGUCAUUGUCUCUAAAGUCUCUUCUCUGGCUUGAAAGAAUGAAAUGGAGGAACACCAAUAGGAGGGAGACUUUUGAGGCUUGGAGUUGGAAGUUGGUUUCUAGAUUUGCUUUUUAAGCCACUUCAUAUCAGAGUUGAAUUUAGUGUCAUGAACUGUUGGUAUUUACUCAUAUUAACUGUUUAAACCUUUAAAGUAUCUUGUACUGUUUACAAUUUUGUAAAAAAUGUUUGUAAAUAAAUGGCUGCCCCGA
Messenger RNA from Onychomys torridus (southern grasshopper mouse), 1670 nucleotides. RefSeq names its product RAD9-HUS1-RAD1 interacting nuclear orphan 1 (gene Rhno1). The record is from RefSeq and is a predicted model, not a curated record. Gene Ontology annotation, biological process: recombinational repair; cellular response to ionizing radiation; DNA damage checkpoint signaling. Gene Ontology annotation, cellular component: nucleus; chromosome. The coding region runs from base 666 to 1382 and encodes 238 amino acids. The transcript has 3 exons. NCBI's taxonomy places the organism in Eukaryota, Metazoa, Chordata, Mammalia, Rodentia, Cricetidae.